AAUAUCAAAAAUAUACAUAUCUUGAUAAAAUGGUUUUGAUGAGAGAAUUUCUAGCCUAUAUAAACAAGAAGAAAAUACCUGGGCACGGAGUCUUGUGGUGUUUUAGCUACAAGGAAAAAAGAUGAAGCUUCUAUUCUUAUUUGCUAUCGUUGGCUUUCACUCCGCUUAUGCCGGAGUAUAUACCGAUCGUUUCACUCAGCAAUAUAAUAAAAUUCACGAUGCCGCCAAUGGUUAUUUUUCUAAAGAAGGAAUUCCCUACCACUCUGUUGAAACCCUCAUUGUAGAAGCUCCUGAUUAUGGACAUCAAACUACCUCUGAAGCCUUCAGUUACUAUAUUUGGCUGGAAGCUUUGUAUGGUCGUAUCAAUGGAGACUUCUCCAAAUUCAACACAGCUUGGGAAACUAUGGAAAAAUGGAUCAUCCCAAGUCAUGCUGAUCAAUCAACUAACAACUUUUACAAUGCUUGGGCUCCAGCUACGUACGCUGAUGAACUCGAUGACCCCAGUCAAUACCCAUCAUGGAUGAAAUUCGGAACUCCAGUUGGACAAGACCCCAUCUAUCAAGAAUUGGUCAAUGCUUAUGGUACUAGUGACAUGUAUGCUAUGAACUGGUUGUUGGACGUUGAUAACACAUAUGGAUUUGGAAACACACCUGGUGGUGGCUGCAGUCUUGGACCAAAUACGAACCAACCAUCCUUUAUAAACACAUACCAAAGAGGUCCUAUGGAAUCUGUUUGGAAAACUGUUCCACAAACAACUUGCGAUCUUUUCAAAUAUGGAGGUGUCCAUGGAUUCUUGGAUCUCUUCGUAGGAGACAACAGCUACUCUCAACAAUGGAAAUAUUCUAAUGCUCCUGACGCUGAUGCGCGUGCUGUCCAAGCUGCUUUCUGGGCUCACGAAUGGGCUAAUGAACUGGGAAAAUUGAGUGAUGUUUCAGAAACUUUGUCCAAAGCCGCUAAACUUGGAGAUUACUUACGUUAUGCUCUUUUCGACAAAUACUUCAAGAAAAUUGGAAACUGUAUUGGACCUCAAACUUGUCCCGGUGGACAAGGAAAAGAAAGUGCCCAUUAUUUAUUGUCUUGGUACUUUGCUUGGGGAGGUGCAAUCUACUCUAACUGGGCAUGGCGUAUUGGAGAUGGUGCUGCUCACUUUGGUUACCAAAAUCCAUUGACUGCAUAUGUAUUAUCAAACGUUGACGCGCUGAAACCAAAAGGAGCUACCGCUGUAACAGACUGGGCUGCGUCUCUUGACAGACAACUGGAAUUCUACGCUUGGCUACAAUCUGCGGAAGGUGCAUUUGGUGGUGGUGCAACCAACACCUGGAACGGUAGAUACGACAAUCCUCCAGCUGAAUUACAAACCAACACUUUCCACGGUAUGUUCUACGAUUGGGAACCCGUAUACCACGAUCCUCCUUCAAACAGAUGGUAUGGUAUGCAAUCUUGGUCUACUGACCGUCUUGCUCAAUACUAUUAUGUCACCGGAGAUGAAAAGGCUAAACAACCUCUAGAAAAAUGGGUAAAAUGGAUUCUUUCCGAAAUUAACCUUGAUGGUGAUGGAUUCAGCCAUCCAGAUAAACUAAACUGGAGUGGAAAUCCACCAGAUGUUCAUGUUACCGUUACAGAUUAUAGCGAAGAUGUUGGUACUGCUUCAUCAACUGCCAGAACUUUAGCUUACUACGCUGCCAAAUCUGGUGAUCAAGAAGCUAAGAGAGUAGCCAAAGAAUUAUUGGACAGAAUGUGGAAUAAAUACCAAGACGACAAAGGUGUUUCAGCUCCAGAAGUUAUGGACACUUACAAUCAAUUUAACGGUGAAGUAUACGUUCCACAAGGAUGGAUGGGAUCUUAUCCAAAUGGAGACGUUAUUCAGCAUGGAGUCAAAUUCAUCGAUAUCAGAUCAUGGUACAAGAGUGAUCCUGAUUGGGCUAAAGUAGAAGCUCAUUUGAAUGGUGGAGAGGCACCAACAUUCACCUAUCAUCGUUUCUGGCAACAGGCUGACAUCGCAAUCUCACUAGGAACUUACGGAAUUUUGUUCGAUGAAUAGGAUUUAUAUGUUUAAUAAAUUUUGAUAUUCUCA
Messenger RNA from Diorhabda sublineata, 2074 nucleotides. RefSeq names its product exoglucanase B-like. The record is from RefSeq and is a predicted model, not a curated record. The transcript is spliced from 5 exons. Bases 122 to 2041 code for a protein of 639 amino acids. Lineage: Eukaryota; Metazoa; Arthropoda; Insecta; Coleoptera; Chrysomelidae. Gene Ontology annotation, molecular function: cellulase activity. Gene Ontology annotation, biological process: cellulose catabolic process.